UGUGUAAACAUUAUUACAAUAAAUAUUUACUAUUUCAAAUCAGAAACAGGUUUAUUGCCAAGUAGGUUUGCACAUACAAGAACUUUGCCUUGUGGUUGUAGUGCAAUACAAUCAGAAUAUACAAACAUAUUAAUUAUAAGUAUAUUAAUAUAAGUUAAGAGAAAAUACAAGUACUUAUACAAAGCAAGAGAAAAAAUAAUGAAUAACAAGAUUUUCCAUGAAUGUAACAUGUAGUGUCAGUGGACGGGACAGAUUCUGUGUCAGCGGGACUCUUGUUGAUGAGGCCAGCUGUAGUCGGGAAGAAACACUGGACAUAUAUAAUAAAUAGAUCCUGUACAAAAAUGCAGGUCUAAAUUGGUAGCUUGACAAGAUGUGAAAUUCCCCCUCUGGUUUAAUGAGAACUCAACUCCCAAGAUUAGAUUGGCCUUUGAAACUGCAAAAUUGCAGCAGUGGUGUGCAGUAGUAUAGUUAACAGUUUUCUAUUUUUGACCUGCUAGUACAGUGCCUCCCUGUGGGCAGUCAACGUAUGUUUUAAAACUACCACCAUCCCUCAAUAUUGGGUUACAUAACUAGUGUAUAAGAUAUCACAUUAGAGUGAAGAACUAGAGAUAUGAGAUUAUCACUCCACCAUCUUUGAGCAAUAACUGCUCCCAGCCUUGUCAGACAAGUUGAAUAACAUUGCAGCACCUCAUUACAUCACUUAGAAAGGAUGACAAAACGUCUCUUGCGACAUUUUGAGAGUUCUGUGUUUCCCAAUUCUGGACAUCUACUUCCCUUUCCUUCCCGACCGGCUGUGACUUGUUAAAACUUGAUGCAGUCUCCAAAGCACCACCUACAUACCUGUGUGUUUUAGUCUUGUAUCUCAUUUAAACAGUAUGUCAGCUAAGGCACACCAUCAUGAGAUUGAAAUAUAACAGACCUGAGAGGAAUUUCUAGAAGCGAAGACAUAACAAUGCAGAGCGUGAAGUGUGUGAUGGUGGGUGACAGUGCGGUAGGAAAGACGUAUCUGCUCUUCACCUACAUCAAGAAGAUCUUUCCCAAGGACUACAUACCAGGUUUCUCUGACAAAUACAGUACCCAGGUCAGCGUAGACGGCCAGACUGUCGACCUUAACCUUUGGGACACCGCUGGCAGGGCAGAAUAUGACCGUUUACGCCCCCUCUGCUACAAUCAAGUCAAUGUCAUCAUCAUCUGCUUCUCCAUUGCUAGCCCAUCAUCCUACGAGAAUGUCAAGCACAAGUGGCACCCAGAGGUUAAACACCUUUGCCCUAAUGUGCCUAUUCUCCUUCUGGGAACUAAGAGUGACCUGCGUGAUGAUCAGGAGGUCCUGGAAAAACUGAGGGAGCAGAAUCAGACCACAGUCACUCAGCAGCAGGGGACAACCAUGGCCAGACAGAUAAAGGCUGUUAAAUAUCUUGAGUGUGCUUCGAUCAACCAGGAUGGACUAGAUGAGGUGUUUGAUGAGGCUGUGCGUGCUUCCAUCAGUCAUUCAACCGCCAGCAAGAAACCAUGUGUACUCCUGUAA
Messenger RNA from Thunnus maccoyii (southern bluefin tuna), 1525 nucleotides. RefSeq names its product rho-related GTP-binding protein RhoG-like. Bases 953 to 1525 code for a protein of 190 amino acids. Gene Ontology annotation, cellular component: plasma membrane; cytoplasmic vesicle; cytoskeleton. The record is from RefSeq and is a predicted model, not a curated record. Gene Ontology annotation, molecular function: GTP binding; GTPase activity; protein kinase binding. Gene Ontology annotation, biological process: regulation of cell shape; small GTPase-mediated signal transduction; establishment or maintenance of cell polarity. The transcript is spliced from 2 exons. Lineage: Eukaryota; Metazoa; Chordata; Actinopteri; Scombriformes; Scombridae.